GUGAUUGAGUGUUAUGUGCAAGUUAUGUCCUAGGUUGCGACGGGUUUUGGACCCACUUUUAUUAUUUUGUAUAUUUUGGUUUUCGGAGUUUUGUGAGCAUUUAUUAAACGACUCCGUUUAUACCAAGUUCGUUCUCCUGCGCCCGACUUCCCUGCCACCAACACGCACCCAUUACAUGCCUGAAUACCUUCCGAAAGCACUGUAUGCACUUGCCGGCUAUUGGAAACCCUGCACUAUUGUCACUAUGUGUAGACAGUUGACUGGUAGACUAUAUUGACCUGUGGUAUGGUACGCGCGCUGAAAAGCGUAGUGCACAAGGGAAGAACCAAAACACCUUGAUAGGGAACGCGCAUGCAAGCAGAUGAGGACAUUAAUGUAAAACCUGCAAAAUGAGGCUACUGUUUGGCCGUAGCCCACGCCAAAUAAAUGAAGGAUACCCCACAAACCAACCGGGACCUUCUCUUGGAGCCCAGAUGUAAGAGAGAGAACAAUGGCUAAAUCUGGUCAUAACUUCCAAUGCUCCAUCCCCCUGCCCAACCCCCCUCCACGCCACUCCGCCAACCGCCAGGAUGCCCAGCAUCAGAACAUUCCAGGCAUUCCCGUGAUUGGCAGAUAGCAGGUUGAUUGGCAUGUCGGACACCGCGAACACUGAUAAAAUGAAUCUGUCAGAUGCUCUGGGUGGUGGACCGGGCUGUCCAGGCCAGAACAACCAGCAGGGUGGCGGGGGCGUGUGGCCUGGUGGACAACCCAACCAACCAACAUGGCCAGGACAGCCUGGUGUUCAACCGGCUUGGCCUGGUCAGCAGCAACCAGGCCAGCCCACCCCCAUGUGGCCUGGACAACAACCAAACCCUUCCCAACCCUCAUGGCCGGGGCAACAAUAUGGAGGUGGAGUACAGCCCAGCCAGCCAACCUGUCCUGGACAACCAGGGGGAGGACCGCCCAGCCAGACAACAUGGCCAGGGCAGCCUAGCCAACCUACUGCUCCUCAACAUCAUUCACUGAAAGUGCCAUAUGUUCAGAACCUGCCAAACGGAUGCUAUGACGAGAUGGUCAUCACCAUUAUCGGGACAAUUAACCACAAUGCCAAAAUGUUCACAUUGAACCUGACCAAAGGGAAUGACAUUGCCAUGCACAUUAACCCUCGCUUUGAUGACCAUGGCAAGAAAAUUAUUGUGAGGAACAGUCUGAUUGGCAAUAAAUGGGGCAAAGAGGAGAGAGGACACAACCACUUCCCCUUCACUCAGGGCCAGCCCUUUGAGAUGAAAAUCAUGUGCACUAACAAUGAGUUCAGGGUGGCAGUGAAUAGCUCUCACCUCCUGGAGUUCAAACACCGCAUCCGUGACCUCGACUCAAUCAAACACCUGGGUAUCUACAAUGACGUCACCCUCACGUCUGUGGAGAUCAAUGACUUUAUCUAGCAGGUUUGGUUCCAGCCAUAGAAAUAGAAUGACUAGCAUGGCCUAGCCUCAAGUUAUUUAUGAUUCCAAAGACUUCCCUUAAUUGUCUAUAAACAGAAAAGUACAGUAGCUUGACUCCAGCUUUAAUUAAGCCACUAGGACUGUCACAUUCUGUACUAGGCCGGUCUGUUCUGUUAAAAUAUAUUUUGAUAAGUGAAAUUCAUACGUUGGUCUUCAAGUAAUUUGUGUAAGCUGGUAAUGUAUAGACUGUAUGCAAUAAAUGUGGUGUUGGCAGAUUUUUCUCCAUGUAAAGACAAUA
This is a messenger RNA of Oncorhynchus kisutch (coho salmon), 1719 nucleotides long. It is a transcript of the gene lgals3b, whose product is annotated as lectin, galactoside binding soluble 3b. The record is from RefSeq and is a predicted model, not a curated record. Gene Ontology annotation, molecular function: disaccharide binding; IgE binding; laminin binding. The transcript has 7 exons. The coding region runs from base 630 to 1421 and encodes 263 amino acids. Lineage: Eukaryota; Metazoa; Chordata; Actinopteri; Salmoniformes; Salmonidae. Gene Ontology annotation, cellular component: immunological synapse; cytoplasm; nucleus. Gene Ontology annotation, biological process: macrophage chemotaxis; negative regulation of extrinsic apoptotic signaling pathway; positive chemotaxis.